ACAGGCCGAAGUACGCAUGCGCGGACAUCUACACAGCAGGUAAACUCCACCAUGGCGGCGAGAGGCCAUGUGCAAGACCCCAACGACAGGAGACUCAGACCUAUUUAUGAUUACCUUGAUAAUGGCAACAAUAAGAUGGCAAUACAGCAGGCAGAUAAACUGCUGAAGAAACAUAAGGAUCUGCACUGUGCCAAGGUCUUGAAGGCUAUUGGCCUUCAGAGGACGGGAAAGCAGGACGAAGCCUUCGCUUUGGCUCAGGAGGUGACCACCCUGGAGCCCACUGAUGACAACUCACUUCAAGCCCUGACCAUCCUGUACAGGGAGAUGCAUCGUCCGGAGCUGGUGACUAAGCUGUACGAGGCGGCAGUGAAGAAGGUCCCUCUCAGCGAGGAGUAUCACUCUCACCUCUUCAUGGCCUACGCUCGCGUGGGAGAGUACAAGAAGAUGCAGCAGGCAGGAAUGGCCUUGUAUAAAAUUGUCCCCAAGAAUCCAUAUUACUUCUGGUCUGUCAUGAGUCUGGUGAUGCAGGCAAUCUCGGCAAAGGAUGAGAAACUGUCCCAAACCAUGUUCCUGCCUCUGGCUGAGCGCAUGGUGGAGAAAAUGGUGAAGGAGGAGAAGAUCGAAGCAGAAGCAGAGGUGCAGCUUUAUUAUAUGAUCCUGGAGCGUCUGGGCAAGUGUGAAGAAGCCCUCGAAGUGAUCAGGGGUCCACUAGGAGAGAAGCUGACCAGUGAGCUGCAGAGCAGGGAGAGGAAGUGCAUGGCGCUCUACCGGCGACUAGAACGCUGGCCGGAGUGCAACGCCCUCGCCCAAAAGCUGCUGCUGAAAAAUCCUGAUGAUUGGCAGUUCUAUCCCUCCUACUUUGAUUCCCUGUUCCAGCUGAUGGAUCAGUCGUGGAGCCCGCCGGAGGAAGGCGAUCACUGCUCCGAGGGCUCGGUCCAUCACACCGUGGCAGAGGUGGUGAGGUUUGUGGAGGAGAGAAUCAAGGUAGAAGACGGAAAGGACUCUCGUUCUCUCAGAGGGCCUUAUUUAGCUCGGAUGGAACUGAUGCACAGACUCAGAGAGCGAGGCUACCCUGAAGAGAACCUGCCAGGCGAGCCGUUAGCCCUGAUGGUGGAGUUCUUCAGGAAGUUCGGGGACAAGCCGUGCUGCAUCACAGACUUGAAAAUUUACCUUCAUCUGCUGAGCCCUGAGCAACACGUUCAGUUUAUCAACCAGCUGAGUGAGGCGGUUCCGCUGGGGGAGCAGGGAGAGGAAGGCUUCGCUUUCCCAGACGACACCAAAUCCCUGCAGAGGCAUUUGUGCGUCUGUCAGCUGAGUCGAGCCCUCGGGCUGCAUCACUCUCUGGACGUCAGCGGGAAGCUGCGGCUCAUCGGCGAGCUGAAGGCUCACUAUCGCCACGGGCUCAAGUUUGGCAGCAGCGCCCUGAAGACGGAGCUGCAGUUCUCUGAUACGUACUGUCUCAUGGCAGCUCAUGUCUACAUAGACCUGUGGACAGAUACAGGGGAUGUGGACAUGGUAUGGCAGAGUUUAGGGCUCCUGGAGGAGGGUCUGUCUCACAGCCCCUCCAACGCCCAGUUCAAGCUGCUGCUGCUGCUCCUCUACUGUCGCCUGGGAGCCUUUGAGCCUGUGGUGGACCUGUAUUCCAGCCUGGACGCCAAGCACAUACAGCACGACACCAUCGGCUUUCUCUUAACGCGUUACGCUGAGUCGCUGGGUCAGUUCGCUGCAGCUUCCCAGUCCUGCAACUUCUCGCUCAGGUUUUUCCACUCCAACCAGAAAGAUACCUCAGAGUACAUCAUCCAGGCGUACAAGUACGGCGCGUUUGAAAAAAUCCCAGAGUUCAUUGCUCUCAGGAACAGAUUGAACCAGUCGCUGCACUUUGCCCAGGUCCGGACUGAAAGGAUGCUGCUCGACUUGUUCCUUGAGGCCGAUAUCAUCUUGAGUCUAGAGGAAAGUGUUAAGGCCAUGUCUUUGUCUUCAGAGGAAGACGAUAUCCCCUGGGAUAGUUUAAGAGACAACAGAGACCUUACUGUUUUCACAAACUGGGACCCUAAACAAAGGCAGUUGACUGAUGAACACCGGACUCGGUCUCUAGAGGAGGAGUCCGUGUGGCUGCGGAUACGCUCUCUGACGUUGCGCUUGCUCGCCUCACUCACCGCAUCAGGGCACACUCCUUCACAGCAAAACUCUGAGAUAUCCAACGAGAACGGAGUGGGAGACAAAAGCUCGCUCCUCCACAGCCUGCUCUCUCAGCUCAACCAGACGCUGCAGACAGCAGCGCGGAUCGCAGAAAAACAAACACAGUACCCCCUCCUGGGCCCCCCCGCCACCCGGCUGGCCUCGGCGCUGUCCAUAGGCAGCUGUCAGUGUCAGGCUGCAGCCCUGCAGCUCUCUGUCCACCUGCAGGAGCUGGAGUCGGCCGGACUCGAUGAGUCGUCGGAGCUUCAAACUCAGAUCUGUAACGUUUUUAAGUCAUUAGUAGUUCAGCUUCAAGAAAUGCUUAAUAAAUGCAAAGGGGACUUAAUGGAAAUGAAAGAGAGCAAAUUAAAAACCCAACCCUCCUUAUUAGAAAAUCUGGUUUUCUUUGUUGAGACAGUCAGCAUAGUGAUGUGGACCGCUAGCUACUGUGCCAAGAUCCUGCGACCGCUCAAGACCAGUUUACAGAAGAAGAAGAAGAAGAAAAAGGACGCCAAUGCGGCCCUGCCGCUGGUGGUGUGUGGAUUUCAGGAGCUGACUGGGAGCUUGCAGGAUCUCCUAACCCAGGCAGUGGAGCACAUAAGGGGGCAAGAGUCCGGCAUUCUGGCCCUAAAGCUGUCCAGUUUAUCCAUGGAAGGAAUCUCCCAGGAGGAGGCGUCGUUUACGAAGGCUGCUAUGGACAAGGUGCAGGGCAGUUACCUGCGCUCGCUACAGGAGGUGGGAGAUCUACUGAAAAAGAGAGCUGAAACUAUAAAGAACCUUAAAAUCUGAGCAUUUUACACCCAGGACUGAAGAGGACUGUAUGCCCCCCCCAUCACACCCACCGUCUGGUGUCCGCCCACCAGCUACCCUGCGAGUCACACACCAACCUCGUCCCACUGUCCGUUUCUGACCUCUUCACUACUCUGAGCUGUUGUGAGCUCUGUGUGGAUCUCCUUUUUCCUCCUGCUACACGUCACCACAAGCCUCCGAACACUUGCAACUCUAAUAGCACAUAAGCCUGUAAGUAAACUCAUGAACUGAUGCAGCAUCUGCAAAUGAAAACGAGACAAAGGCUGCACUCUCCUAAUGAAUUAUCUGCCAUCAGAAAGUCGGACAUGCCGUGUUAGAAUCUAAUAAAUUAUUGUACAUAAUAUAAAGCAGAACUCCUUGACUUUAAGCAGAGUAUAAGACACAGUCAACCACUAUCCUGUUCGUCGGUAAGUUUCCCGUUUGCUGGUGACGUCGCGGACAAUCGGCAGUGAGGCGCACAACUUCAGCUGUGAGGAGGAAGGAUCUGUCGGCGCGCUGCACCCCCCACCCCCCCCCCCCCACCCACCCUCACCCCCGGCUGCUUCCGGAGCGCACGGAGACGAGGUUCCUGGUCAAUUCAGGCUUUUUGGAGACGUGAACACAUGGCAGCCAGCAGGGAGCCUCUCAUUUCAGCAUAGUUUUCUUUUGUUUUGGUUGGCCUCCUGUUUGUCGCGUGUUGCUUUAACCCACCCUGUAGUUACAGUAUUACAAAGAGAUGAGAUUUUGCUGGUUUUUGUUUUUAAUAAAUGUAUGUUCACCUUUUUUGUUUUCUUUUUAAAGAAGUGGUGCUUGUGAACAAGUCUGUCAUGAAAUCCAGACCCGGUUUAAGACUCGACUGAUUCUCAUUAUUUAAACGGUCGUCUGAAAGCGAUGAUCUCAACAUGAAUGUUUACCACAAACACGCGCUGCAGGCUGGGGAGAUGAUUGCGUCUUUAUGCAACCGACGGAUACCAUUGUAUGUAGUGGCAAACAUAGAAAUGCCCAUUUUUUUCUUUUCUUUUUUUUUUUCCUUUUUUUUUUCCUUUUCUAUGCCAGACGCUUGUGUGCUCUGCAGGUCCUUCUGCUCUGGGACGGGUCUUGAACCAACGGAACAUUGGACCUAAGUGUAAAUAAAACCUGGGGAAACCUUUUUCAAAAUACAGUGUGAAAGGACUUUAAGUGUGUUUUUUAAGCAGCUGCAGUAGAAAGUGAUCAUUUGUCUGAUAUUUGGGGCCCUUCCUGCUUUAGCGACCCAUUUGUUUUACUUGAAAAGAAAAAAGUGAACCAAAUUUAAUCUUCUCAUAUAAUUUUUUUUAAACUGCCUCCCUUGAGGAGCACUGACUGUUGACACCCCACCUAGGAAUCUGGUGUAGAAGGUUAAGCCGAUAAUAAACAGCGCCCCCUAUGUCGUCCUUUUGAGUCCUGCUUUCCAAUUUCUUUUGUGUUCAAUAAUGAAAUCUUUGUGUUUUUGCUUUUAAAGUCCAGCCCUUAUUUUUGUGUGUGAUUAGUUUUUUUUGGCUGUACGGAAGAGGUCCGCGAUCUUACACGUUUCCACAAUAAGGGUUGACAAUCUGGAGUGUUGUCUCAUCGCCCCCUUUUGUUAGAAAAUGGAAAACACAAACACUGGAAUGUCGAUGCUUUUUUUUUAAAUAAAUAAAAAAGGUAACUGUGAC
Fundulus heteroclitus (mummichog) is the source of this 4640-nucleotide messenger RNA. RefSeq names its product N-alpha-acetyltransferase 25, NatB auxiliary subunit (gene naa25). The coding region runs from base 52 to 2967 and encodes 971 amino acids. The transcript is spliced from 24 exons. Gene Ontology annotation, molecular function: protein-N-terminal amino-acid acetyltransferase activity; protein binding. Gene Ontology annotation, cellular component: NatB complex; cytoplasm. The record is from RefSeq and is a predicted model, not a curated record. Gene Ontology annotation, biological process: N-terminal peptidyl-methionine acetylation. Lineage: Eukaryota; Metazoa; Chordata; Actinopteri; Cyprinodontiformes; Fundulidae.